AUGGAACCUGAAACUGAUUUGAUGACAGAACAACAACAACAAGAAACUCAGCAAGAUGUGUUUUCUUCUGAAAAAGAAAAAGAUGAAAGAGGACCAAUGCUGGCAUCUGUUAUUAAACAUCUUUUUAAGAAGUGGAAGGAUUCUUCUAUAGUAGAAAGAGAUCAGUCUGGAGAAUUACCUAAUAAUCUUAUAAAUGAUUCAGUUAUAACAUCAUCUUUACAAGAACAGCAUUUACAAUUCCAAAGACAAUUGAUGCAACUUAAACAACAGCAACAAAUACAGCAGCAGUUGUUAUUACAGCGUUUUCAGCAACAGCAACAACAGCUUGCUGAACAACAUGAAAAACAACUACAAGAACAAAUAAAGGAAUAUAUAGAACAACAGAAACAACAUGAAGAAGAACAGAAAGUUGAACGUGAGCGUCGAGAGAAAGAAAGAUUAGAACAGCUUAAGAAAAAAGAAAAACAUGAACAAAGUGCUAUUGCAUCAUCAGAAGUAAAGCAAAGAUUGCAAGAAUUUGUUUUAAGUAAGAAACAAAGAGAAGCUGCUGCAGGUGGUGCAAGCGGAGCAAGAUCUAAUUAUCGUAAUUGGUCUAGGAAGCAUGCAUCUCUUGAUCAACCAUCUCCUCCAUCAGCAAGUUCAAUCUCACCUCGUUGCAAACAUGCAUUAUUGGGAAAAUAUGAUGAUGAUUUUCCACUGAGAAAAACAGCAUCUGAACCAAACCUUAAAGUUCGUUCAGUUUUGAAACAAAAAGUUCUUGAAAGACGUAGCAGUCCUUUGCUAAGACGUAAAGAUAAAGGCCCCAUUCCACUGAAAAGGAGACCACCUACAA
This is a messenger RNA of Centruroides sculpturatus (bark scorpion), 832 nucleotides long. Its product is annotated as histone deacetylase 4-like. Lineage: Eukaryota; Metazoa; Arthropoda; Arachnida; Scorpiones; Buthidae. The record is from RefSeq and is a predicted model, not a curated record. Gene Ontology annotation, molecular function: histone deacetylase activity. The transcript is spliced from 6 exons. Gene Ontology annotation, cellular component: histone deacetylase complex. The annotation marks the transcript as partial. Gene Ontology annotation, biological process: chromatin organization.